AUGUUGGGAAAAAUUCGUUGCCGAAUACGGACACAACCACUAGCUAAUAAUUGUAAUAUAGUGCCAUUAUCGAUAGCAUUAUCCAAACAGCAACUUGUUGCUCAUUCUUUGAAUGAAUCUCAAAACUGUGCCGAAGCAUUACCUUAUGAAUGUACCUCUUCAAUCAUUCAUGGAAAACAAUAUCCUAGUUUGAUCGCCAUUGACAUUGAUGAUAAUGAAUUACCACAAGAACAAACGACAUUUACAUAUGUGAAACAGCCAACAGACGAAGAAUCUAUACGUGAACGUCGUCAAAAAAAACGUGCUAAACGAUCUGAGGAAAAGAAACGUAAAAUAGAAGAAAAAAUAAAUAAAGCAAAUCAACGUUGGCAAAAAUAUUCCAAUAUUGAUUAUGAACUUGUCUUUUUCAUUUCACGAUAUUAUGAUCAAUUACCAUUAUGUUUAAAUUGUCGAAAUUAUUUUACAACUCAUCAAGUACAAUUUUUAGCCGAUGAUCCUCGCGCAUCACUUGACUAUGCAGCUGAAGACGUUUUACGUUCAUCAAGUAAUAAAACAUUAACACUGAAAAAAGCAGCUAAAGCAAGAUUAAUUAAAGAUUAUGAUAAACAAACAAGUAUUAUAUUUAAUCUUUGUGAUACAUGUUUAACUAGAUGUGAACAAAUUCGAAAUGAACUCAAACAAAUCAAUUAUUCUCAAAAAAUGUCAAAUGAAUUUAAUUCACCAAAUCUCAAUAUGAUGACAAUGACAACACCUGAUUUACAACAACAAAUCAUUGUACCGCCUUCUCCCAAUAUCCUCAAUAUUGAUAAUUAUUCCUAUUCACCUUCUAAUUCCCCCUUUGUUUCACCUUCAACAUGGAAUACUGAUUUAAAUCAUCAACAAAAAAUAACUUCUCCAUCGCAUCAAAAUACAAUCGCUGAUUUUAAUCAACUUUAUGUAAAUAAUGCUAUACAAUAUCAUCAAAUAAAAUUACAAGAACUCUAUCAACAAAGUCAAAAUAUUAUUAUUGCUCAACAAUAUCAAGAAAAUUAUCCAUUAACAAUUGAUCAACAGCAAUUACAUCAUGAUCUUCAGUCAUGUAUAAGACAAAUGCAGUAUCAUUGUCUAGAAACAUUACAUCUUCAAUAUCCUGGUUAUUCACUUUCAUUUCCAUAUACACCAUCAUACAGUCCAAAAUAUUUGUCCUAUCGAUGUCAAGAGAUCGAUGAUGAAAGUAUUGAUUCGGAAAAUUCUUCCUUUAUCAGCGAGAAAGAUAAUGACAAUCAAAGAAAUGUGAAUAUUGAAGACGAAAGUGAUACUUCUAUUACUACUAGUAGUGAUAACAACAGAUUUUGUACAGAUGAAUAUGAUGGAAAUCAACCAUCGAUGGAUGAUCGACUUACAAUAGAAACAUGUCAUGGACUUGUUGAAUAUUAUCGUAAGUUAAUAAAUCAAAACAAUCUCAAUAAAAAGAGAAGUUCUUCAAAUGAUUAA
This is a messenger RNA of Rotaria sp. Silwood2, 1473 nucleotides long. The record is from the annotation of a GenBank genome assembly. Lineage: Eukaryota; Metazoa; Rotifera; Eurotatoria; Philodinida; Philodinidae.